AUGGGAAAAACUACUAUUUCAAAAAUUGAAGUAGAUACAUGUAGUGCUAUUUGGGAUAAAUUAUUACCUACUUAUUUGUCGGAACCUACAGUUGAUAUGUGGAAAUCAAAUUCCAAAGAUUUUUAUAAAAAUUGGAAUUUUCCGAAUUGCCUUGGAAGCAUCGAUGGAAAACAUAUAAGGAUUAAUCAGCCACAAAAUUCGGGUUCAAUGUACUACAAUUACAAGCAUUUUUUUUCUAUACAACUACUUGCUGUUUCUGAUGCAAAUUACAAAUUUGUGAUGGUUGACAUUGAACUUCCAAAUACCAACAUAAAAGUACCAUACACAUUCAUAGGCGAUGAAGCAUUUCCAUUAUUAGUUAAUAUAUUACGUCCAUAUCCUGGCAAACAACUCAUAAAUAAUAAUAAAAAAAAAAAAAAAGUUGCUAAUAUCUCUGAAGGCAGAAAGAAAGGCAGAAGAAAUAAUAGAUUUAAUACAGAUGCCAGAGACACUAGAGAAAUAUUCGCCGACUAUUUUAUUAGUGAGUAUGGUUCAGUUCCUUGGCAAAUGGACUAUAUUUAA
This is a messenger RNA of Metopolophium dirhodum (rose-grain aphid), 561 nucleotides long. RefSeq lists its product as uncharacterized. NCBI's taxonomy places the organism in Eukaryota, Metazoa, Arthropoda, Insecta, Hemiptera, Aphididae. The record is from RefSeq and is a predicted model, not a curated record. The transcript is spliced from 3 exons. The coding region runs from base 1 to 561 and encodes 186 amino acids.